Messenger RNA from Phaeodactylum tricornutum CCAP 1055/1, 4095 nucleotides. RefSeq lists its product with no specific name. Bases 83 to 4042 code for a protein of 1319 amino acids. The transcript has a single exon. NCBI's taxonomy places the organism in Eukaryota, Bacillariophyta, Bacillariophyceae, Surirellales, Neidiaceae. The record is from RefSeq and is a predicted model, not a curated record.
CCUUGUUUGCUUUGUUUCUUUUCUCCACUAAAGGCACGGACACAAGUAUGCACACAGUGUACAGCCUACGGCGAUUGUUAGUAUGAGCACAGUAAAUGGACUGGUCAGAGAGAAUACGAGUCGAGAAAAUAUCAGGAAUCGCGCUGCGUUGGCAUUAAUUACCGACGACGAAAUGACUACGGCGGCUUCGACCGAUAUGCAGGCUUCUAUCGGCUCGGUGGAACCAGUUUGUCUGGAAGGCACCCUGCAUUGUCGAAAAGGUCGCAAUUCUGCCUUUAGUCCGGCCUUCUGGAAACGGCGUUUUUGCUACUUGGAUUUGACGGACGGUGGUUCGAUUACUAUUUACAAAGAACCUCCAGAGUACGCCAUCCAUCGUCAGGCACAAGAGCACCAUCAGCAUCAUCAAUCCCAUAGCGAUACCGACACAAACGAGUCAUCUUCGAAACCUUCGGCAACGGUGCUGCGAACUGUGUAUUCACGAUUGCAACGCUCGCUGUCAGUACCUUCCUUAAAGUCUCUCGCAGAUGUUGGCAAAGUCGACAUUCACAUUCCUGCCCAGAUGCCUUGGAAAGUGAAGGAUGUGGAAAACGACUCAUCAUGUUUUGUUCUUGAGAUUCCAACCAAUGGUGAAGAGGGAUUUCCCUUUGCGGACCACUCGGAUGCCGCGAGUUGCUCUCUCGAUCAACCCCACAACUCCUUUGCGGACGAUGGUUUACAUUCGAUCGAAGAAGACGAGGAGGAAGACGUGGACGAAGGUUGGGGUCACCUGUCCUCCAUACAAGAAGGAAGUGUGGUUGCCGAAAGCGAACUUCACGACGACAUUGUACGAGCCAGAAACCAUGGACGGCCAAUGAGAUUGUAUUUUCGUUGCAACAAAGGCUACAGCAACGAGAAGGCACUCUGGCUGCGAGCUUUUUCGCGUCUCGGGCGGCUUUCAGAUGAUGUUCGCCGCAAAAAGAGCCUUCUUACUUCGCUGAGAACUCCGUUGCAUUUGAUGGGGCAUAACCGGAUGCGGAUCCGUAGCCAACGAGAUGCCACUUUUGCGAGCGAUACUCGACAACUAGAUCUAGAUGAGACGGACACCGAAUCCGUGGACUUCCAUAUUGCCAACGAUGUGGAGCACCAAGUACGGGGAUACGCAGGCCGGGCCAGCCGUGAUAAAGAAUUCCGUGUCCUGCCAACCUACGCCUACCCACAUCGUUGGAUGACACACCGGGAAAUGAGGGAUGACAUGGUAUUGCCUGCGGGUCAGUUUCAUGAUCUCCGCACACCCGAUUGCAAAGAGAAGGAAAUUGGCUCACUGCGUGUUGAAGUUCUCCAGUGCAUAGGAUUACCAAAACUAGACCGAAUGGCGGAGACCGAUGCCGUCGUAUACUUGGUAUGUGGAUCCUACGCCUUCGCGACCGACAUCAUUCCAAACCGGGCCAAUCCCAUGUGGCUACGGAUGGCUCGUAGGGCUUGCAUUUUUCCUUUGUUUCACGCGUAUGCCCGACUAUACGUAGGAGUCUUUGAUGACGAUGGAAAAGGAGUGAAAGAUGAUUUCGCAGGUCGUGUUGUGGUCGACCUGGCGCGAUUGCGACCGGGAACAUCGUAUGAUGUGACUCUUCCCUUGCGACUAUCGACGCAUGUAUAUUCUCGCCGACGCCGUGGGGCUGUUCGAUUACGAUUUACUUUAAACUGGAACACGGAAAAGGACGCUCUCCUUUCCUACUUACCAAAAAGUCUCAAGAUACCUCUGCCGCAAAAUUCAAAGCCCAGGACGGGUAUAACUGUUGCGUGUGCAGACGAGAAGGCCUUUCGGAAUGUUGCUAUCACGAUCCAUGGUGCGCACAUCCCCGGACGCUUUACAUUUCAGCAGAUGAAGGCAGCAAUCCGAGAGAUCAAUUUCACGCGCAAGUAUAUUUUUACCUUUAUCCGGAUAGAGCUUCGGGAUACUCGAACCUGGCAAUAUCCCGGUGUUUCAGCGUAUGUGUUCUUGACCUGGAUGCACAGCAUCUACUCAAAUGCAUUUUCCUUAGUACCGGCAUACUUUGUGCUCUACCUACUUCUACAACUGAUGCGAACAUACGUCAAGUAUGGCAUAGACGGUCCUGGUCAGCGUGGUUUCGUUCCACCGUCGUGGGAGGAAAUGUUCACUUCCCUUUUCCGAAAACGCGAUAAGAACUACCGUCCAAUCGAACCGCUUGAGCUUGGCUUGCGCCCCUUACCUUUAAGACGCCGAAGGACUCCAGAGUCAAUGUUGAGCACGUCACCAUCUGUCUUUGAACAGUUCAACUACAAAGUCUCGACACACAUUCCGAAGGGCAAGUGGUUAUUUCGUCUACUAGGGUUCUUACCAGACCGAGACGAUGCGCAGCUCUCUAUGGAAGAUGAUCAUCUUGAAUUCCCUUUUGCAAGUGGAAAAAUUUAUCCAAAACUGAGCGUGAAGGAGGCUCUCGCACUGCGUAAAGGAGAGACGGAGAAGGUUACGCCUGAAAUUCCGAAUGCGUCGUUUCAAAUUUCUACUACCAAGCACGGAGAGGUUCAUUCAAUGAUGCCUAGAUUCGACAUGGAAUUUGAUCUCCUGAGGAAGAACUCCUCCGGUUUCAAGGACUACGAUUUUGAGGAAGACUAUUUUGCUCCGAGGAAGGCUGUUGCAUACACCGGGAAAAAAGCUGGAAAGAAGGCUGCCUCCACACUAACCUACGCAGCAUCAGAGAUCACCGAACGUACGGGCCUGCACAAUGUCGUUUAUCCAAUUCGUGAUGGGAUUGGGAUGGGUUUAAAUCAAGUGAGAGAUGGUGUAAGCUCUGGCGUCGACAUGCUCAAUCCAAGGCACCAUAGAAGAUCUAGCAGCUGCGAACCGGAAAUACUCACCUCGAGCUUCAAGUCGCAUCAGAGAUCGAGCGACGAGGAUCCAAAUGAGCUUCACACAGGCGAGAAUCGGUGGCUACGGAGCAGAAAUUCAACAGCACUAAGCUGGAGUUUCGAUCUUGAAAAAACAAAUGAUAUUGCGGUUACCAACGUAACAAGCGUUCACUCUGCUCCGCCCAGUGAAAACACUUCUGAACCUUCAUCUCAGAAUACCAAUGCAGUCGUCCCGGAGCAAAACAUUGACGUGGAAGGUCCAAGUUCUGGGAAGAAGUUGACAGAUGAUCUUGAUGAAAUCAAAGACAAAAUGCACGAACUUACGUGGCACAGGUUUGACGACAAAGCCUAUGUUCUGAAUAAGACUGGUUCACUGUAUUUUGGAGAUUCCAAGAAACCCGAAAAGCGACGCAAGACUGAUGUGCCUCGAAGACUCGACAAGCUGCUCCAUCUCGGCCAGUACUCGCAUUCAAAUCCGUUUGUGGCCCGGGUUGGUCUGUAUGUUGAGCCAAUAAUUGGUUCCUCAUACAGCUUCCUCUGUUUAUUCCGUGCAGGCUUCAACGUUGUUACAUGGAGAGAUCCAAUGCUAACAUUUUGGUUGUCCCUUAUAUGCGGAGUUCUCGGCUUGGUUCUUUUUAUUUUUCCAUGGAGGCUUUUUCUUUUCAUUUUGGGAGUUCUUCUCGUUGGGCCGCAAAAUUGGGCAAUCCGUGUUCUUCGAGAACGUGGCCACUUGCCACCAGCCAAGCUCUCGCGAUCGGCAAAACACCGCCUAAAUCCAGAAGACCCCCAGUCUAGUCAGAAAGAUGAGGAGAAUCACAAUUCGUGGAAAGACCAGCCUGUGUUUGCUUGUCAUCAUCGACCGAACCGGAGUGGGCCGGUUGGUCCACCGAACGUUGAUCCCAGGGAAGUCCAUCGAGUCGUAGUUCCAUACAGUCCUCUGAUUUACCAACGCUUUUACGACUGGCCUCCAGAGCCACAAUACGCUCAAGUGAAGUGUGAUCAAACGGAAGAUGCUCGCCGACGCAGCACCUCAAACUCUCCUUCGUCACGGGGUCGCGGGAUUAAUCGGUUUCGUCGCCGACACAGGCGACGCGGCGUCUCUUUGGAUCGUUCCGUGUCGUCUUCUCCAAGUCCGAGGAAAGGGACAUCGUCUAAUGAAACCCUUUGGUCUAGCGUUGGUAAGAAAGACACGUAGACCUACUUUGGAAUGAUAGUUGAUUUAAUCUUGUCAAAGAAACUAUUGCGUCU